AUGGGAGACUUCAUGGUGGGCGACAAGAGAUAUGUUGUCCCCACUUUCUGGCAACGACAGAACUUCUCGCUGCUCCCGAGCGGGAGCCCCGGCACCAGAGCUCGAGGCAAUGACGAGCCGAUGAGCCAAGAGCUCUACGAUCGGAUCCAGCCAGCAGUAAAACUUGCGACAUUGCUUCUUCAACUAGCCGAGGAUCUGUUUACCAGGAUCCUGUUUGCAGAGAUUGUCGGCUUGGACAAGAAGCGCCCCAAUAGCUUCCCGUAUUUCGGUCUGGACCCACACUACACCAUCACAGACACCGAUCGCCAGAGAUAUAGGCAAAUCAUGACGGGCGCCCACCCAAGGUUGCGGUUUUUCCUGGCAAAUUUCGACAUCAGGCCAGUCGGCAAGACAUGGGGCGACACAUUAGCCAUUGGCUCGCUGAACAAGCUUCAGAUCGAUGUUCGCAUCAGCAAAUGUUACUAUGACUUUUUUGCACACCCAAGAUACGCCGACUUGCUUCCGGGGCUCAAAGCUCGCAACCUCCUAGAGCUGGCAACUACCCUGUUGCACGAGCUUGGUCACGCAGUAUAUGAUUUGCGUCGAUGUCAUGAUGUGGACGGUGCACCGAGGAUUUUCCAGGGGCAGAAGCCAGGUCGGAUACUGCGCGAGCCGUGUUACCACCCAUCUCAUACAUUCACAUAUCUCGACCGUCGCGAACUGGAAAGAGCAGUGGAGUUUUCGCUCUUUGGGGGCGCAUUACAAACUCUGAUAACUCCCGAGCCGGCAUUCACUGAUCAGUGGGCGACCGUCCCGGGGUUCGUUUAUACCAUGGGGAUGGUCUGCCUCUAUAUUCGACCGAUGCUGAUGGAUGAAAUUCAGCGAGGCCUGCAGCUAAAGGCUCUAGACCAAGCCGUGAUCGAGGCCGCUUUGGAUAUGAACACAUGGGCAAUACUCCUCCGACAAAUUGAGCCUGAAGAGGUCAAGCAUGCCGCCAUGUUGGGAGGUGUCAUCGAUAUCAUGGGCCGCAUAGAUCGCCUGAUGUCCACCGGCGUACUGUCAACACCAUUCGUGAAGGUGUACGACCGGGAUGAUCUCGCCGAUACAGACGACGAUUUCGUGAGAGCUCAGAAGUUGAUGGCCCUGCAAAACCCUCAUACGACCUGGAUGGCGUUUUUGAGAAUGUCGCCGCUACAAGAGCGAGAUCGGCGGCAUGAUUCAGAAGGGAAGGAGGAAAAGGUGUUGUAUGGAAUUGAACACAAAGCGGCACCCAAGAGCGGAUUGCUGCGGAGAUUCUGGGGCAAGGCUACGAUGAGCUUGUUGGCCCUGUUGGCCUGA
This is a messenger RNA of Cyphellophora europaea CBS 101466, 1317 nucleotides long. RefSeq lists its product as uncharacterized. The transcript has a single exon. Bases 1 to 1317 code for a protein of 438 amino acids. The record is from RefSeq and is a predicted model, not a curated record. NCBI's taxonomy places the organism in Eukaryota, Fungi, Ascomycota, Eurotiomycetes, Chaetothyriales, Cyphellophoraceae.